AUGGGAUCAUCUCACACAACAGAGGAAAUCACUGACUUUUCCAUAGCUUUCUCUAAUAGCAGUUACAGUGCAGAUUUAACGCCAGACAUUGGCAUCGACCCCUCCCUGCUGGUGUUUUCGGGUCUGAACUCCACAGCUGUGCUGCAGGACUACUCCUCCACCAUGAAGAAACACAUGGAGAACAAUGUGGGUGUAUACAUCAAGGACCUGGGAGCCGCAUUAGGGAGUUUUAACGCCAUCCCUAACGCUGUGGGCCUGGGAGCCCUGGUGAUCUCCAUGGUAAUUGAGAUGGUGGUGGCCACAACCAAGGCACCUCCAGAGAGCCACAGUGACAUGCUGCGCCGGGUAUUUGCUGAGGAGAAGGUGUCGGAGCUGCGAGACCUGAUGGACGAGUACCUGAAGCGCUACAGACUGAACCUGCUCCUUAAAGAUGAGCUGUUGAAGGACACCCAACGUCUGGAACACCAAGUGAGUGCCCAGAUGACCAGGGUGAAAAACUCCAUGCUGCACGAUGGGCACAUGAACUCCAGGGCAUUCAAACACUGGGUCAAUGGUGCCGCUUUCCACGUCCAGAUGCUCAUCCAGUUGGCGCGUCUGGGCAAUGGGAGCAGCACCCCAUCCCGAAAUGCUAUAAGUGUUUACCAGGAGGACCUGGAAAAGCUGCUGGAGGCAUACAGGGCUUACAGAAAGACCGCCAUAUCUUUUCAUUGUCGUCACAGUGUGCUGUCGCCCCUCCCUGCAGACUACGCCUUCGUGACGCCUAUACAGGUGGACUCCGCUGGCGGCUACCUGUCACACGACGUGCUGGGGCGUGGUCGGAGGCGCCGCUCGCUGUCCCAGGAGGACGGGACACUACACUACCACGUGUCAGCCUUCGGGAGGGAACUGCAGCUGGACCUUCAGCCCUCACCGCUGCUGGCAGAUGGCUUCUCCGUGCAAACCUUCGGCCGGGAGGGUAUUGGGACAGAGCCCCCGGUGCCCGACCUCCGUGACUGCUUCUACCAGGGACGAAUACGCAACCACACGGUUUCAUCGGUGGCCAUAUCCGUGUGCGAAGGCCUGUCGGGCUUAAUUCGGACAAUGGACGAAGAGUUUUUCAUCACCCCGCUGCCACAACACCUGACGAUGGCGCACAACUACAGCACCCCCAGUGGGCAUCAUCCACAUGUGCUGUACAAGCGCUCUGCGGAGCUCUAUAUCCAUAAAGACCUCCGUGUGCACCCCCAGGACCAAGACCACCACCUCCGUCAGCACGGGAAGCUUCAGAGACAACACUUCUGUGGACGUCGCAAGCAAUAUGCUCCCAAGCCCCCUGUUGAGGGUUUACCGGGUGGGGACGACGAGUUUGCUGGACAGGGACGAUCCAGGCGCUCCCCUAUCCCACAAGCCCAAGCGGGUGGGCUGAAUGUGGAAACUUUGGUGGUGGCUGAUCGCAAAAUGUUGGAGAAGCAUGGCAGGGAGAAUGUCACCACCUACGUCUUGACUGUCAUGAACAUGGUCUCAAGCCUUUUCAAAGAUGGCACUAUUGGCACUGAUAUCAACAUCGUGGUUGUCAGUCUGCUUCUUCUGGAGGAAGACCCACUGGGCCUGACCAUAAACCACCAUGCAGACCAGUCCCUUAACAGCUUCUGCCAGUGGCAGUCAGGCCUCGUGGGCAAGAACGGGAAGCGGCACGACCACGCCGUGCUACUGACGGGCCUGGAUAUCUGCUCUUGGAAGAAUGAACCCUGUGACACACUGGGUUUUGCUCCAAUUAGUGGUAUGUGUUCUAGAUACCGAAGCUGCACAAUAAAUGAGGACACGGGCCUCGGCCUCGCCUUCACCAUAGCCCAUGAAUCUGGACACAAUUUCGGGAUGAUUCAUGACGGCGAGGGAAACCCCUGCAGGAAGGCUGAGGGAAACAUCAUGUCACCGACGCUGGCUGGGAACAACGGCGUCUUUUCCUGGUCUGCCUGCAGCCGCCAGUACCUUAGCCGUUUUCUCAGUACAGCUCAGGCCUCCUGUCUGGUGGAUGAGCCCAAGCAGGUGGGACAAUACAAGUUCCCUGAGCAACUUCCUGGUCAGCUGUAUGAUGCUAACACUCAGUGCAAAUGGCAGUUUGGGUCCCGAGCCAAACUGUGCAGCCUGGACUUUGUGAAGGACAUCUGCAAGUCUCUGUGGUGCCACCGCACAGGGCACAGAUGUGAGACCAAGUUCAUGCCAGCUGCAGAGGGAACCAUCUGUGGGGCAGACAUGUGGUGCCGGAGGGGCCAGUGUGUCAAGUUCGGGGAUAAUGGUCCAAAGGCAAUCCACGGACAGUGGUCCGAGUGGUCCAGGUGGUCUGACUGCUCCCGCACUUGUGGCGGAGGUGUAAGGUACAAGGAACGGUUUUGCAACAGCCCAAGGCCUCAAUACAAUGGGAAGUUUUGUACUGGCACAGGUCGCCUGUACCAGCUGUGCAAUGGCGGACCAUGCCCACCCGGUGGAGUAGACUUUCGCUCGCAGCAGUGCGCUGAGUACAACAGCAAGCCCUUCCGCGGGUGGUACUACAAGUGGAAGCCCUACACGAAGGUGGAAGAUGAGGACAUCUGCAAGUUGUACUGCAUCGCAGAGGACUUUGACUUCUUCUUUGCCAUGUCAAGCAAAGUGAAGGACGGGACACCUUGCUCAGACCACAGUACUGAUGUUUGCAUCGAUGGAAUUUGUGAGCCUGUUGGAUGUGACCAGGUCCUGGGUUCAAAGGCCAGCCUAGAUGCUUGUGGUGUCUGCAAAGGGGACAACUCCACCUGCAAGUUCCUCAAGGGCCACUAUCUGCAGCAGCAUCAUGCCAAUGAGUACUAUCCAGUUGUCACCAUCCCAGCAGGGGCGAGGAGCAUCCACGUUCACGAAAUGGACGUCUCCAACAGCUAUCUGGCUGUCCGCAGCCUCAAGAGAAAAUACUAUCUGACAGGGGACUGGACCGUGGACUGGCCAGGAAAGUUCCAGUUUGCCGGGACCAUGUUCCACUACCGGCGGGCCUUCAGUGAACCGGAGAGCUUGUACGCUCUGGGGCCGACUAAUGAGACCCUGGUCUUUGAAAUCCUCCUGCAGGGGAAGAACCCAGGAGUGAUGUGGGAGUACACCCUCCCGAAGACUGAGAAGAAGCACAACUACACCUGGGUUGUGGUCCGGUCAGACUGCUCAGCUCCGUGCGCCGGAGGUCGCAUAUCGACAAAAGCCAUCUGUCUACAAGAUCAGCGCACGCAAGUCAACUCUUCUCUCUGCAAUCCCCAGACAAAGCCUGUGAUUGGAUCUCAACUAUGUAACACGCACCCUUGUCCAGCCUACUGGGCCACUGACGAGUGGGGGGCAUGUAGUCGCACUUGCGGCGCAGGCCAGCAGACUCGUCACAUCCGCUGUGUCCGCAAGGUGAGCUACCAGCGUGAGGAGGUGGCCGCACACUCCCUGUGUCCUGUGGUAGCCCCUGCUCAAGUGCAGCCCUGCUACGUUGCUGCCUGUCCCCCCGAGUGGAGCUCUGGAUCCUGGUCGCAGUGUUCAAAGACGUGUGGUCGGGGUGUGAGGAAGCGCACUGUGUUCUGUCAAGGGCCCAGAGGCGGAAGCUCCGAAGUCAGGGCCGCCGUGAUACCGGACGACAUGUGUGACCCGCGCAACAAGCCUAAGUCACAGGAGGCCUGCGUGAUGCGUCGCUGCCCCAGGAACGAGCGGCUGCAGUGGGUGGCCACACCCUGGGGAGAGUGUUCUGCCUCCUGCGGUUCUGGUACCCAGACCAGGCAUCUGCGUUGUGCAGAGAAGGAUCCCCAGGGUGAAUACACCGAGUUCCCAGUGCGGCGCUGCAGAAACCUGGCCAGACCCCCUCUGGAUCUCCAGCAGGCCUGCUCCAGAGGGGCUUGCCCAGAGCAAUGGUCUGUCCCGGGCUGGACCCACAGCCGGACUUCUGGUGCUGUGGUGCUGGGCUGGUACUCAUCGCCAUGGCAGCAGUGCUCCGUGUCCUGUGGUGGGGGGGUCCAGACCCGCAGCAUCCAAUGUCUGAGGCAGGGCCGGCCGGCCGCAGGAUGUCUCCCCCAUCAGAGACCUGUUUCCUCACGAGCCUGCAACACCCACUUCUGCCCCGCCCCCUUCAACCCCACUCUCCAAGACCAACAGCUCUGUUUGGACCAGUACAACUGGUGUCACCUGGUGCCCCGGCAUGGCGUUUGCAACCACAAGUUCUAUGGACAGCAAUGCUGCAAGUCCUGCUCCAGCAAGGCCUGAUAGACUCCUCCCACACCUACUGUCCCC
Scleropages formosus (Asian bonytongue) is the source of this 4257-nucleotide messenger RNA. RefSeq names its product ADAM metallopeptidase with thrombospondin type 1 motif, 18 (gene adamts18). Gene Ontology annotation, molecular function: metalloendopeptidase activity. The transcript has 22 exons. Bases 1 to 4230 code for a protein of 1409 amino acids. Gene Ontology annotation, cellular component: extracellular matrix. The record is from RefSeq and is a predicted model, not a curated record. Gene Ontology annotation, biological process: proteolysis; extracellular matrix organization. Lineage: Eukaryota; Metazoa; Chordata; Actinopteri; Osteoglossiformes; Osteoglossidae.